AUGUCGCGUAAUCUAGAGCGCAACCAGGAAGCGACAUGCUAUGUUGGAAACCUAGAUGAACGUGUAUCUGAUGAAAUUGUAUGGGAAUUGAUGCUUCAAGCUGGACCCGUCUCACAUGUGUAUCUUCCGAAAGACCGCAUCACGCAAAUGCACCAGGGGUAUGCGUUUGCUGAGUACCGUACGGAAACGGAUGCCGAGUAUGCUUGCCGUAUUUUGAACGGCAUAAAGCUUUACGGAAAACCUAUCCGUGUGAAUAUGUCUGCGAAUGAGAAGCAGGAUGUGGAUAUUGGCGCGAAUCUAUUUGUGGGCAACCUUGACUCAAGUGUGGAUGAGCGCCUGCUUUAUGAUACCUUUGCGGCGUUUGGCAACAUAGUUGGUACGCCGAAAAUCGCUCGUGAUCCGACGACACAUGUGUCCAAGAACUAUGGGUUCGUUUCGUUCGAUUCGUUCGAGUCCGCGGAUGCUGCCAUUGAGGCACUGAAUGGUCAAUUCCUUUUAAACCGUCCUAUCACUGUCAUGUUUGCCUUGCGUAAGGACGGAAAGAAUGGCGAACGGCAUGGCUCAGAAGCAGAACGCCUUGUGGCAGCGAAGGCGCGCAAAAACCAAGUGCUUCCGAGCGCGCAAGGGGCGUACGGCUUGCCAACUAUGGGCUGGGCCGCACCGACUGGGACACUCCAGCCGCCUGAGGCUUAG
Messenger RNA from Malassezia sympodialis ATCC 42132, 693 nucleotides. RefSeq names its product splicing factor 3B subunit 4. Gene Ontology annotation, cellular component: precatalytic spliceosome; U2 snRNP; nucleolus. The record is from RefSeq and is a predicted model, not a curated record. Gene Ontology annotation, molecular function: RNA binding. Gene Ontology annotation, biological process: positive regulation of mRNA splicing, via spliceosome. NCBI's taxonomy places the organism in Eukaryota, Fungi, Basidiomycota, Malasseziomycetes, Malasseziales, Malasseziaceae.